Carya illinoinensis is the source of this 938-nucleotide messenger RNA. Its product is annotated as DNA repair RAD52-like protein 1, mitochondrial. Gene Ontology annotation, molecular function: DNA binding. The record is from RefSeq and is a predicted model, not a curated record. Gene Ontology annotation, biological process: double-strand break repair via homologous recombination. NCBI's taxonomy places the organism in Eukaryota, Viridiplantae, Streptophyta, Magnoliopsida, Fagales, Juglandaceae. Bases 74 to 667 code for a protein of 197 amino acids. The transcript is spliced from 4 exons.
AUUAAAAGAGGGAUUUUGAACUGUGUCCUUUCUCUCUCGUUCAGAACUUCAGUCCUCUGGUUUUAGACAUAAAAUGGCAUUUUCUAUUUGUAGGGGAAAAUCAGCACUUCCCUUUGGUUCUUCCUCUUCUUCUCCGUUGAAAUCACUACUGCUGGUGUUCUUACGAUCACAAAGUCCUUGCAAACAUCGCUCAUGGUCCACUUCCAGUUCGAGGUCCUCGUCUUCUAUUUCUAAUGAAGCGGCGGAAACGGAAGACGAUGUCGUACCAGCUGGGAGUUCGGGAAUCAGCAGGCCACUCUCUGAAAUCCUCAAAGAACUGAACAAGAAAGUCCCCGACUCCGUUGUCAAAACGCGCUUGGAAGAUGGAUUCGCCAUGAAAUACAUUCCCUGGCAUAUUGUGAAUCGUAUAAUGAAUUUGCAUGCUCCGGAAUGGUCGGGCGAGGUCCGAAGCAUUACUUAUUCAGCGGACGGCAACACUGUUUCUGUUGUUUACCGUGUCACUCUCUAUGGGACUGAUGCUGAGUUAUUUAGAGAGUCGACAGGAACUGCUUCGGUAGCUGACACAAGUUAUGGGGAUCCUAUUCAGAAGGCAGAAGCAAUGGCAUUUCGUCGAGCUUGUGCACGCUUUGGGCUUGGACUUCAUCUUUACCAUGAGGAUAUGUCUUAACUGGACAUUAUUCAGCUUGUGCCUUGAAGGUUCGAAUCACAUCUUUCUUUUUGUCGGGGAAGUCCUGCUCAAUGUCGCUCGAUUGUUUUGGUUAUCAGGGUGGUUGUUUUGUAUCAUUCUUUCCAUGAAAACAAGAAGAAAAAGCCCCUUUUCUUCCCUUUUUUGACUGACAAUUGGCAUAGAAGAAUUAGCCACUGUAUAAGUAUUGAAGCCGGCAUUAUCAAGUACGUUUUGGUGUCCCAAAUAUAUAUCUCCGGAAGUUUUCUGGUCA